GAGAUUGUUUGACGUAAGGCGUUAUCCGCGUGAACAUACUACUUGAAAAACGAGAGUUUGAAAAUAUUUCAAAACAAUAUGAGGUUACGUGAUACAUUUAGAAGACAUAUCUGAAAGAUUGGAACAUACUGAAAGAGAAGGAUUUGAUAAAAUAUCGUUGGUGGAAAAAUAUUUUGCUACCCCAUGUUUUAAGGGGAUCGCAUAAUUCUGUUCCUCUUGAUGCAGAUAAUAAAAUGUAGUGAACAUUGAACACUCAUAACAAAUAUGAAGACAAGUUCACUAGUGGUAUUUAUUUCAUUUAAUAAAAGUUAAAUGAUGAUGACAUUUUGAUACCAACUUUAUUUUAUUAGAUUUUUAUAAAUAUAUCAAAUGACAGAUGUUUAAAAUUAUGACAUUUCAAAAAGAUAAACCCAUGUACACUGGAGGAAGUAUAACUAAGGAUGCAAUUACCCAGGAGCAGUUUACUCGAGAAUUAUCUAUGCGUCUCGAACAACUGUCAUUAGAACGUAAUGUUCAUGUAACGGAUGAAUAUUCAGAUAGUUCUUUUUCUCCAUCAUUUAUAUCAAGGCGUAAAACAGAUUGUACGGUUCAUACAAAUAAAUCUGUACCAAAUGUCCAGACGAAUUUAUGUAAAAGAAGCAGUAUUCAACAACAAAAUACCAUUCAGAUGAAUUCAUUAUUACAAAACACAAAGAAAUAUUUAGCAGUUCAUGUUCAGUCGGAUAGUUCAAAACUUUUAGAUCUACAAUCAUCAAUUAACGAAAGUUUUGAGAAAAAAGCAUUCAGUGGAAGACUUUUUUCAGAGAAUGAUGCUGAAAAAUAUUUUCCAAAUAAUCAUAAACAAAAUAAACCUUCGGUAUAUGGUAUUCCAAAGCAAUACAAAACUUCUAAAUCGAAACCAUGUAAUACUUGUUAUCAGAAAGUUGAACAGUACACUUCAACCGAUAUCGAAUACUUUGAACAAAAGGGGGAGGAUGUUGAAAUAAUAGAAGAGGAUAAACACAUGGUUGAUGAAAUAUCUAAUCACAGUGAAAGUGACCAAGAAAUAGAAUGCUUAGACGACGAUAAUCUAAUCAAUGAUGAUAAUUCUAUAACGGAUAUAUCGGACUCAGAAGCAUCGUGUGUAAGAAGAUUAAGUAAUUUACCUGAAGAAGUUCUACCACCAGUUAUCGCAUCUUUGUUUCCCAACACACCAUCUGUUUUACGUUUUGUUGAUAAUAAACGAACUGUACCAAAACUGCCGAAACCUUACAGAUAUCGACUUCUUUGGCGUCCAAGUGCUAUUACACCUAACGUGGUUAAACGUGUCCUAAGACGUUCAAACUUUCGUAUUACAUUAAAAUCACCUGAAUGGAUUGGAUACUAUGGAAAUCAUCUAAAACCAUUCGGUUUUCGUUCGAUACGUGAAUAUCAAAAAGUGAAUCACUUUCCUGGUUCAUUUCAAUUAGGUCGUAAAGAUAAACUAUGGAUAAAUUUAAGUCAAAUGCUUUCACGUUUCGGUAAAAAGACAAUUGACUUUGUACCGAGAACAUUUUGUCUGCCUGGAGAUUUAAAAUUGUUAAAAGAGUUUUGGACGCGUUGUGAGACGACAAAUAUGACAAUGUCAAAUACUACUGGAUUAAACUCACGACCUAGAUGGAUCAUGAAACCGCCUGCGUCAGCUCGUGGAAUUGGAAUCAAGUUAGUUCGUUCUUGGUCAGACAUUCCUAAACAACGCCGUGUAAUUAUUCAGUCAUACGUAAACCAGCCAUAUUUAAUUAAUGGGACAAAAUUUGAUAUAAGACUUUAUGUCUAUGUGGCAGGAUUUAGCCCAUUUCGUGCUUAUGUUUAUCGAGAAGGCUUAGUAAGAUUCGCUUCUCAAAGAUAUUCUACUUCAAUUCAACAAUUGAGAAAUCGUUUCGUUCACCUAACAAAUUACUCUGUCAAUAAGUAUAAUAAAUCUGAAGAAAGUUUUAUAUCCAACCAUAAGUGGAAAUUGACUACAUUAUGGUCAUAUUUAAAAGAACGUGGAGUGGAUAUACCAAUUCUAUGGGCUCGUAUAACUGAUAUGGUUUUCAAAACAUUAGCAUCAGUUGUUAGCUGUAUUACUGCAAUGGUUGAUCAGAACUGUCGAAGACGUGCUUCAGUUUAUGAACUAUUCGGUUUUGACAUAAUAUUAGAUGCAGAUCUCAAACCAUGGCUCUUGGAAGUUAAUGUGUCACCAAGUUUACACACAAAUACGCAACUCGAUGAUGAGGUGAAAACAGCCGUUGUUAAGGAUAUGUUCAAUAUAUGCGGGUUUCAGCUGCCUCCAGAUUAUCGUCCAUCACCAUCAAUGUCAUCGAAAUCAACAGCUACAUCAAUGUCAGUAAAUAAUGGUCAUCAUCACCAGGGGAAAUAUGCAAAUUUAAAUGCAACUGAUAAAGGAUUAUUUCCACAGUCCACGUCAUCACUGUGUGACCAAAGUCGGUCUUUUAUGCUACGUAACAAUAAUAGUAAUGAUGGUACCAGUAGUAAACUGUCUAACAAAAGUGCUACAGGUUCUCCCAGUGUUUGCAUUUCACAAUAUCGUAAUUCAUCUGCAUCAGUGAUAGCAACAAUGCAGAAAGGCUACUAUCCGGUGAAUGGAUUACCUCCACCAAGUCCAUCGAUUAACAAUAAUGCGCAUCUGAAGAGAUCCAUUUCAUCGUUAUCCACUAAAAUUACACCGAAUUCAACGAAUUGCAAAAACUCUCCCAGCCAAAGUAACAUGAGUAAUUCUAAUUGGUUGUUAAAUAGCAUAAGUAAUAAGAUAGCCAUUGACCCAUAUAUACCUAAGACAGAUCCACGUGUAUGGGAUAUCAGUUUGUCAGCAGAAGAUAAGCGGAAACACCUAUUUUACUCAUCAUUAUUGACAGAUAAGGAAAAGAACAAGGCAACGCAAAUAUCAAAUAGAUCGAGUAAAUCUAGUGAAAAGAAUGUCAACGGUAAACGCGAUGACCGAAAGGAUCCUAUGAACAUUUUACGUCACAUGUUGUUGGAAUUAUCUCCUGAUGAUCUUCGCACCCUUAUCAACCUAAUAGACGAACGUUACCGUGCUGCACUGGGCGAUUUUCAGUGUAUAUUUCCUGUACAUGGAUCAGAAGGUUAUCGUAUGUUGAAAUUUCUUCAAGCAGCUUACCAUGUAAACACAAAUGGUGGUACACUGAGCUCACGAUCACCAUCCGUCUAUUAUUAUGAUAUACUUCAAUAUGCAUUUUUAACAGUCUUUCAUAAUACUGAAGACGAUGAAAAUUAUUCCUGUGAUUCAUUUACCCAUUAUAAUUUUGAGAACGUUUUACCAGAUCUAACAACACUCAUGUCAGGCGAAUUGACACCGGAAUCAAUGUCCAUAGCAUGUAGCAUGACUGGAGUUUCUACAAUAGGUCUAAACUACCUUAUCAAUUUAUGUAAGAAAGGUAUACACUUGAUUACUUCGGAAUAUUUUUCACGAUCCAACCAAUUUUUCUGGACACAAAGCGAUAAAAUAUCUAAGCCAGUAAAUUACAGUUCUCACCAUUCAUCUACACGUCUAUUCAAUGAAAUUGACAAUCCUUUUACUUUACUGACUCGUAAGAAUGAUGACUCCUUGAAUACUUCACAUGAAAAUUUAAAUAAUUCCACGAAUAAUUCUAAAACUAAGGAGAAUUCAGUUCAAACACUGUCAAUUACACCUUCAUAUUUUAGAGAGGGCAUUAAUGAUGAAGAUCGGAAUCAGCUACAUCAGGAAUUUCAUCCACUUGAUAAAACUCAAAAUCUGCAAUCAUCAAAAACUUCUGUUCUGCACCAAGCACUAUUUACAAAACCUAAUCUACAAAAUAUUCAACCCAACCGUAACACCUUUAUUGAACCUAAAGUUCAUAAAGAAAGUCAGAAUAGUAGUGACACAAAACAGUGCAACACAAAUGACGGUAACAAUGACUAUGUUCUCAAUGAUAUCAAAAAGUCCAAAGUUGCAGUUAAGAGAUCAUCAUCAACCUCAAAUAUCUUGACAAAUAAACAUUUCACGUUUUCUUCAUCUCAAGCUAAUCUGACUAACUCAAAUGAAGAUGUUUUUUCUAAAACAGAUGGAUUGUUUGAGUACAAAAUAAAGAAAGGCACAAUUAUGCCAACAACAGUGUCUUAUGCAACUAGAAACACAAAAUCUGCUAGAUAUUUAACAUCAUCCUCUAUUUCAUCAGAAACAGCAACAAAAUGUUGUGGACAGUGUAUUUUGCAGCAAAUAAAUUCAAAAUAUGCCAACGAUAAACUUAAUGAGACACAUAAAAUAAUAGAACAUAAGCAAAGUGAUUGUAGUAGUCUCAAUGAAUCAUCUAGACCUUCAGCAUAUCAGCAUACUAGAAAUAGUUGUUUCAGCCCCAUCGAUUUCGAUGAUCAAAGUGUUAUUGUAUAUACGGGACGAGAACAAGAAGAAAUGUUUAAUAAUCAGUCUAAAAAUCAUGCCAAUCUAAGGCUUAGUAGCCUAAAUCAAUAUCAAAGUGCUAAGUCCGCUAUCAACGUUUUACCAGUUAGAUCAUAUUCGCAAGAAAGGAGAGUAGUUUUAGAGCAUUAGUAUCCAAAUAUUGGACCGACCCAAGGUUUUUCUGUGGUGAAUGAUUAGCUAUCAUUUGUUAUUGACAAUCUUCCUGCUACUUCUGACCGUACAUAAACAAAAACCCGAAUGCAUGACUGUCCAGUUAAAAUUAUUCAACUCAAAGCCAUGAAGUCAACUAGCCAGAACUUUGAAUUAUCUACAUAAAAUGCUAGAUCAUUUUGUGUCGACACCGCAAACUACUACUGAUACCGACGCUUACUAUUCUAUCUGGUUACAGUAUACAUAUAUUACCAAAUUAAGUGAAUUUAAAGAUUUCCGUUAACUCAAACAAUUUGUAGCGUAAUCAAUUCAAUAUUCAGCGGUAUACACAAAUAAUUAAACAUUGAACUUUUCGUAUUCCUCUAUUUUGAACAUUUUAUUAUUUAUUUAUUUAUGUAUUCAGUAUGAAAAUUUAUUCUUCAGUGAAUCAAAAAGAUUUUAUUUCUGUUUUCACUUUGUAUCAUUUUUAAAAGUAGUUAAUUUUCCUUUCCAAUUUUCUUCAUAUCAGACUUUAUUAGCUAGAAUGAAAAUAAUUUCUCAAAUUUUCAAAGUUUCUAUGCUUUUCAAUACACAAAAGUGAUAAUUUGUACUGUUAAUGUGUUGCAUAAAUGAAUUGUAGUGCUAGCAUUGUUGACAUUUUAACUUAAAAUGAACAAUUCUCCAUUCCAUCUAUUUAUCAGUUAAUAGGAUAAUAUAUUUGUACAUAACAAAAGAUGUAACUUGCUUUAAACUAAUUCAUGUUAUUUCAAUGAUGUCUUAUCUUCCAAAAAUUGCUAAUGACUAUGUACUUGUUCACUACAGAAGGCAUUUCUUUUGCUGUUUUCAAUACAAACACAUACAUACGUAAAUGUAUGUACAUAUUUAUUUGGUUAUGAAUGUUUACAAAGUAAACCUUGAUUCUGUUUAUUUAAAUCUCAAGAUAGGACAAUAAUGACAAAGCGAGGUGUAAUUAGUAUUACCAGAAAUGUCUACUACCACUGGUUAUUUUCAUUAAGCAAAGAUAGAACCUCUUUAUAUUGAAA
Heterobilharzia americana is the source of this 5592-nucleotide messenger RNA. The record is from the annotation of a GenBank genome assembly. NCBI's taxonomy places the organism in Eukaryota, Metazoa, Platyhelminthes, Trematoda, Strigeidida, Schistosomatidae.